Messenger RNA from Galleria mellonella (greater wax moth), 1107 nucleotides. RefSeq names its product endocuticle structural glycoprotein SgAbd-5-like. The annotation marks the transcript as partial. Gene Ontology annotation, cellular component: chitin-based extracellular matrix. Lineage: Eukaryota; Metazoa; Arthropoda; Insecta; Lepidoptera; Pyralidae. Gene Ontology annotation, molecular function: structural constituent of chitin-based larval cuticle. The transcript has 2 exons. The record is from RefSeq and is a predicted model, not a curated record.
UAUGGUCGUAUCUAUACUUUGCAGGUCCUUGUAUGUAUCAUUGCCAUAGUUGGACUUACAGCAGCACAACAAGCAGACCUUGUCAAAUAUGAGAACGAUAACACUGGACUUGGCAAUUUUAGAUUUUCGUUUGAACAGAGUGAUGGAACUCGGCAUGAACAAAUAGGUGAACUUAGAAAUGCAGGAACUGAAAAUGCCUACGUCGUCCUCAGAGGAUUUUACUCGUUCAUUGCACCCGAUGGUAUAUUAAGAGUAGUAAAAUACGUUGCUGAUGAGAAUGGUUACCAGCCUGAACAAGGAGAGGGUCCAGGGGCGUUGCCACCUUCGGCAGCAGCUUCAUUGUUAGGUUAAUUUAUAAAAAUGAAGGGAAAAUCAGUAAAUAAAUGUUUAAAGAUUUUGAAAAUGCCAAAAGGUAGCUCGCCCAAAGAAAAUUAAUAUCUAUUACCUACAUAUGUGUAUGUGUAUAAACAGUAACAUGGAUGCAAGUCCUUAGUUCGACUCGUUAAAUGCCUCUCCUGUGGAUUAUUUACAUAUUUUUAACAUCUAUAAAUUUUAUAUGAUUGUUUGGUAAAAAUUAAAUUUAUAUCUGUGAUCCAGGAAUUUCAAUAUAGAAUCUUUCACGAACUUACGAAUUUUAUAUAAUUUUAUUUAGACCUUUUUAAUAUAUAAUGACUUUUGCUUUUAAGGGUCAACUAAUCUAUCGUCUAGUAAGUCGCCUUGGUAUUUACGUAUCUUAUACGGUGUCUCAAAAACUUAAUACCUUAUCACUUGUUCUAAGAAGCAACAUGUACAUAUUGUGAUCUAAGUUUUUAGUAAAUAUUAUUAUUGUAUUAUAAUAUAUCUUUUUUAUAUUAUCUUCACUUACUUAAAUAGUAGUUACAUAAGUAAAAAUUCAUAGAAAUUAAUGACUAAAUAUAAUAUUUUAGUAUAAGAUUUGUAUUUUUGUCUCUGUAUUUUUAUAUAAAAUAGAUAUAGAGAUAACACAUUGUCUUCCUUUCAGAUAAUCGCGGUUACGAGUUUCGCACAGUACAAACGUUUAUAUUUAUGAGUAUGUCUGUUUUUAUUUUCUACGUGUAAUAUAGUAUGUACUUACACUAAGUACUUUAU